Messenger RNA from Phodopus roborovskii (desert hamster), 1404 nucleotides. RefSeq names its product mitochondrial calcium uptake 2 (gene Micu2). Gene Ontology annotation, biological process: calcium import into the mitochondrion; mitochondrial calcium ion homeostasis. The coding region runs from base 32 to 1327 and encodes 431 amino acids. Gene Ontology annotation, cellular component: uniplex complex. Lineage: Eukaryota; Metazoa; Chordata; Mammalia; Rodentia; Cricetidae. The transcript is spliced from 12 exons. Gene Ontology annotation, molecular function: calcium ion binding. The record is from RefSeq and is a predicted model, not a curated record.
CGGAGCGCGGCGCCCAGGCGCUUCCGCAAAGAUGGCGGCGGCUGCAGGCAGAACCGCUCGGCUGGCGGCCUGGGGCGGAAGGCUGCGGCGCGGGCUCGCGGCCGGCCGGCGAGCUGUGCCGAGUCCCGGCCCUGCGGCAGCGGCUGUGGCCGGCGUGGUGCUGGCAGGGGCAGGAGCGGCGUGGCAUCACGGCCGCGUGAGAGCAGCUGCGCGCGAGAGCAGCCUUAAGGUGUUGGCGCAGAAAAAUGACUUGGAGCCAAUGGAGAAACUUUCUCUGCGUAAACAGCGGUUCAUGCAGUUUUCAUCCCUGGAGCAUGAGGGGGAAUAUUACAUGACACCCCGGGACUUCCUCUUUUCAGUAAUGUUUGAGCAAGUGGAGCGUAAAACAUUAGUCAAGAAGCUGGCGAGAAAGGAUAUCGAGGAUGUGCUGUCAGGGAUCCAAAAGGCACACUGUGGAUCAACUUUUUUUAGAGACCUGGGUGAUAAAGGGGUAAUUUCAUAUACCGAGUACCUUUUCUUACUUACAAUCCUCACGAAACCUCACACUGGGUUCCAUGUCGCUUUUAAAAUGCUGGAUGCAGAUGGCAAUGAGAUGAUUGAAAAAAAGGAGUUUGUCAAGCUGCAGAAGAUCAUAAGUAAGCAAGAUGACUUCAAGACAGUGAAGAUUAGUGAGACCGAAUCCCAGGACCCAGCAGUAAAAGAGCCUGGAAUUAACACAACCCUUCAAGUGCGGUUCUUUGGGAAAAAAGGAGAAAAAAAACUUCAUUACAAAGAAUUUCGAAGAUUUAUGGAAAAUUUACAAACAGAAGUUCAAGAAAUGGAAUUCCUUCAGUUUUCUAAGGGUCUGAAUUUCAUGAGAAAGGAAGACUUUGCAGAGUGGCUCCUUUUCUUUACUAACACCGAGAAUAAAGACAUCUACUGGAAAAACGUGAGAGAAAAGUUGUCAGUAGGAGAGAGCAUUAGUUUGGAUGAGUUCAAGUCAUUUUGCCAUUUCACAACGCAUUUGGAAGACUUUGCUAUUGCCAUGCAAAUGUUUAGCUUAGCUCAUCGACCCGUGAGACUGGCUGAGUUUAAGAGAGCUGUGAAAGUAGCAACUGGACAGGAGCUCUCAAACAAUAUUUUGGACACUGUCUUCAAGAUCUUUGACUUGGACGGUGACGAAUGCCUCAGCCAUGGGGAAUUUCUUGGAGUAUUGAAAAACAGGAUGCAUCGAGGUUUAUGGGUGCCGCAGCAGCAGAGUGUGCAAGAGUACUGGAAAUGCGUGAAGAAGGAAAGCAUUAAGGGAGUCAAGGAAGCCUGGAAACAAGCUGGAAAGGGCCCUUUUUAAGGAAGACAUGUGUAGCCAUUGCAUUGCCUGUGGUGCCAGAAUUUGUGACAUUCUUUCAAAGAAUUAAGUUUUUCUCU